Messenger RNA from Saccostrea cuccullata (small rock oyster), 1874 nucleotides. Its product is annotated as mitochondrial ribonuclease P catalytic subunit-like. The coding region runs from base 161 to 1825 and encodes 554 amino acids. NCBI's taxonomy places the organism in Eukaryota, Metazoa, Mollusca, Bivalvia, Ostreida, Ostreidae. The record is from RefSeq and is a predicted model, not a curated record. Gene Ontology annotation, cellular component: mitochondrial ribonuclease P complex. The transcript is spliced from 7 exons. Gene Ontology annotation, molecular function: ribonuclease P activity. Gene Ontology annotation, biological process: tRNA 5'-leader removal; mitochondrial tRNA 5'-end processing.
UAGAAACCUCGUGUGUCAAAGUGCAGUGAAAGUUACUGAUGUGAUGAAGGGUAUCGUAUCGUACAGCACUUUAUGGUGCAUAUUCACACAGAAACAUGAAAUAUGACUUAACAGACCAUGUGAUAGGCAAAUCUAGGUGACUUCUAUUCUGGGUGCUAAAAUGAUUGCCCGAAGAAUGAAUUUAGCAGCUAGCUUGUGCAGAUAUGGAUUUAGUGUCUGGACUCCCUGGGUUCCCAGGAACAAUCCACAUGGUAGAAUUCUUGGGGUAAGAUGUUUGAAUGAAAUACGCUUACAUGAAACGUUUCUUAAAAAUGGAUGGAUGAAGCCAUUUUCUGAGGAUGUUGAAGGAAUGGAACCAGAACAAUGUCACUGGACAACCAACCCAGGACAGAAAGAGCUCAAAACACUCAUUCAAAUGUUUUCUGAACUGGAGGACAAGAAAAGGAAUAUGUCAGCUCUGAUUCAUUUUGAUUAUCUUGUCAAUACCUGGGCUAAAAAGUCUAAGCAUCCAGAGUUUGCAGAAAAAUGGAUGAAGCAUCGUUUACAAAAGAAAAUGAAUAAAAUGCUCAAAAUGUCCUUGAUUCUGGGUUACAUGAAUUCUUUCACAGGCCUUAGUCCCAGUGAAGUGGACGAAAACCAAAUAUUAAAAUGUUUUAUGGAAAUAAAAGAUGACAUAAUAUAUGCCGACAGCUCUACAUUUGCAAUGGUGAUAGAACCUUUGUGCAUGACAAGUAAAUACAAAGAUUGCCUAGAGUUAGUGAGAAACUACAACAAAAGCAUAGAAAACAUCAAAGCUGUGACCCCAAUAAAUAUAGCCAAUCAUCUUCACCAUAUUGUGAAUGCGGCCUUUAGAUACGGAGACAGGGAUGUAAGUGAAGCUCUGAUUGGUCAAUACAAGGAUAAUUUGUCUGCUGCUGUGGUGGAAAAACUGUGGCAAGGACUCCUUCACCAGUCAGACAAGCUGCCAGUUGACUAUACAUUAAGACUUCUAGGUGUAAUACAACACUUCUAUCCAUCAGAUCACAGAGUGGAGGAUCUAAAGCAGGCAUUGAUAAUACAGGGAAAGCAGCCACAGAUAACAGAGACCUUUGUGACUAGAGAUGAAACCUGCAAGAACUGUGGGGCUACGGUUGGACAGUGUCAUUUUAAUGAGAAGAGCUUAGAAAGGAUCCAGGCCUCCAUCUUUGAAACUUUGAACAAACACCACAGUGAAACUUUUCAGACUUUUUUACAAUUCCUCAAAAGGCACGGAAAAUUUGAUUUUGUAGUAGAUGGAAUGUGGGUAAUGCACAAAUUCACCGGUGGCAGUGCUUAUACCCAAGCAGAACGGAUGCAAUCUGGAGAACUCAUGAAGGAUUUUUUACUCAGAGAGCUCCCUGGUCAAAAGUUGGUCAUUGGAAGGAAUAUUUUAUUUCAAAUGGUUGGUGAUAUUUUGGAACAUCCAAGUAUAACCAGAUUUCCAGUAAGAUAUAGCAGGGAUGAGAGGAUGAAGGCAGCCAGUGGUAUUGAUGAUUUAUUUGUGCUGUAUGCUGCAUUACACAGUCAACCUGACUCCUACAUCAUCAGCGGGGACUUCAUGAACGAUCACAAGAAGCAGAUAGACUCUGAACUACAGGAUUUCUACUCUAGAUGGAUGUCCUCCAGAACAAUUCAUCCUAAAUUAUAUUAUUCUCCCAAAACCAUUCUAAAAUGUCAUAAGCAUUUCACACCAAAACCUGUUACAAAGACUGAAAAUGGCUGGCAUAUAGUCACAUCAAGUAUACCUUUACAAACAAAGAGGCACACUGACAACAUCAGACCAACACUUUGGUGUGUACAGGAAUAAUAUGUAAAUACACUGUGAACAUGAAAGAGAAAUAAAAAUCAUAGAAAAA